Molecule: messenger RNA, 3057 nt
Organism: Exophiala bonariae
Lineage: Eukaryota; Fungi; Ascomycota; Eurotiomycetes; Chaetothyriales; Herpotrichiellaceae
Exons: 2
Coding region: 1-3057 (1018 amino acids)
Biological process (GO): positive regulation of transcription by RNA polymerase II; DNA-templated transcription
Molecular function (GO): DNA-binding transcription factor activity, RNA polymerase II-specific; sequence-specific DNA binding; zinc ion binding
Source: RefSeq, a predicted model, not a curated record
AUGACCUCUACCGCUGCCUCACCCCAGAGUGUGGGUAUCAAGCGCGCAUACCAACCCGAAGAUAAAUCCUCCCAAUCCCAUCAAGAUCUUUAUCCUCCCACCGCUUCCCCGCCUCAUAGUGUAGCUUCGGCCACCUCCGCCUUUCGCAAUGUCUCAGCUUGCAAUCGCUGUCGCGUUCGAAAGAAUCGGUGUGAUCAACGAUUACCUGCCUGCAGCACUUGCGAAAAGGCGAGUGUUCGAUGCGUAGGAUAUGAUCCUAUCACCAAGCGAGAAAUCCCCCGCAGCUAUGUCUACUAUCUCGAGACUCGAUUAGCAUACUUCGAGCAACUCCUCAAGGCCAACGAUGUCUCGUUUGAGGCCGCUGAUGUAUACAGUGCCGAGUCCAAAGAGCUUGGUGAUAAUGCACAAACCCCCAAUAGCACCCGGAAUACCUGGCUGGGGCCGCAGUCCCCAAAGACCACUUCACCACAUGCCACCAAGCACGAGGACUGGGAGAAGAAGCAAGAUGACGCCGACAAGCUCAACAAGCUAGUGUCCAAUAUUGGCAUGGUCUCGGUACAAGGUGCCUCUGAUGCGCGAUAUCUGGGUUCCACCUCUGGUAUUUCCUUUGCUCGGCUGGUCCUGGCUGCUGUCAAAAGCUCAGUCUCGACCAACAAUUCUGAGCGUGCAGGCCCCAGGUCCAGUCGGCCUAUGACAAAUGUAGCUGCAUCUGGUGGAAGUUCAAUGAGAGAUUCCUACUUUGGCUUGCAGACGAAACCUACCAUCAAAGAAGCCCCUUUUCCUGAUCGCCAGUUGGGUGCCAAAUUGGUCAAUCUGUACUUCGAACAUGCAAAUCCACAAAUACCAGUUCUGCAUCGAGGUGAGUUUCUGGAUUUAUUCGAACGAACUUACUCCACCGAACCAUCGAGGAGAACGAGUCGGGAGCUCUACUUGCUCAACAUCGUCUUUGCAAUUGGUGCUGGCAUCAUUUGGGGCUCUUCUGAUCCGCAGCCCAAUUCGCAUGGUCAAGGCGACUAUGCAUCAAAAAGACCUAGGCUGGCCAGUCAACAGGCUCAACCGGAGGAAUACCAUGCUUCCGCUAUCGUACACCUGGGUCCUUUCCUAAGCUCAAAUUCAUCGCUUGAGGGCGCUGACCGACCCAACGGUGACCUGGAAGAGCUGCAAGCUGUCUUAUUGCUUUGUGGCUUUGCCUUGCUAAGGCCGGUUGCUCCAGGACUCUGGUAUAUAGUUGGUGUGGCCAUGCGCCUUGCUGUCGACCUGGGACUGCAUUACGAGGAUGGCUCGGGGAUUGAAAAUGUUCCCAAUCCAAACGAUAUACUCAAUAGCAGUGGAGACAUGAAGCCACCCCAGUCUGUGAAUGCCAAAGAAAAAGGUCGAAGGGAGUGGGUUAGAGAUUUUCGCCGACGGCUUUGGUGGUGCACCUACACAUUCGACCGCCUAGUUAGUACCUGUGUUGGGAGACCAUUCGGAAUAACAGACCAAGUGGUUACCACAGACUUUCCAUCUCUACUCGAUGACAAAUAUAUUACGCGCGGGGGAUUUCUUCAGCAACAGAUGCCCGCCAACGAACCUACUUACAAGUGCGUCUCUCGGCACUAUUUCCGACUUCGUCUCCUCCAGUCGGAAGUUCUGCAGGUACUCCAGUACCAACAAGCACAGCAAACUCAUCAUCAAGGGAUGAAGAGGCGCAAUCAGUUCAUGCAUACACAACUUCCCUCACCAUUUCUGAGCAAAUUCCACAACUCCUUCCGCCUGUGGCGGAAAGACAUAGACCAGCGUCUCUGGGAAUGGAAACAAUCAGCCCCUGAGCCUCAUGAGACUGGAGUCGGGUUUUCCGUCCAGUUCCUGGAGUUGAACUAUUGGCAAGCGGUCAUCAUGCUUUAUCGACAAAGUUUGAGCGUACCAGGACCUUUGGCCAGUGAACUAAGUCCGACUGAGGAUGUUUCCAGCCCGUCAAGUGUGCGGACGGAAGAAAAGGAGGACGAAGACCUGGUUUUCCUCAAAUGCGCUGAAGCAGGACAGAAAACAUUGAAACUCUACCGACAACUUCAUCGUUUACGGCUGGUAAAUUACACAUACCUCGCAACACAUCAUCUCUUUAUGGCAGGCAUCUCCUUUCUCUAUGCAGUAUGGCAUUCUCCUGCAGUCAGGGCUGGCUUGACACUUGAUGAUUUCGACUUCACCGUUUUAUCUGCAACUUCGGUUCUUGGAGACUUGAUGGAGAAAUGCCCGCCUGCGGAGGCAUGUAGAGAUGCAUUUGAACGAAUGAGCAAAGCUACGGUUCAGAUGUGCAUGUCAACCCCGGGAUAUGGAUUCUCUGAACGUGAGGAGACACGAGUGCCAUUAUCACGGCAGUCAAGUUUGCAGAGCCCAGUUGUACCCAUGAAUAUCGAUUCGUACCCCCAAUUGGCGCCCAGACCACCAAUGAAGCGUCCACUACCAAAAUUUGAUAUGGAUCUUCGAGAAUUGUUUCCAGAUGACUUGGAAUUAAAUGUUCGGCCGUCUCAAUCUUUCCCACAACCCUUUCAAGGACAGCCACGAAUGCAGCCUCUUACCCAACAACAGUUGAAUCAGAGACAAGCUCCAUUCCAACCAAUGGCACAACCACACCAGAAUUCACCUCAGCAGCAGCAACGACUCCCGGCUUUAUCGAGUAUCAAUUCACAGAUUGAUUCUGGUCUCGGUCUUGGUGGAGCCCAACAAUCAGGAACAAUUCCUCCAACACGCCAUUUCGACCAGCAGCAACAACCUUUUUAUAUGCAAAAUACUUAUAAUCCAGAUUUCAUGUCAUCCCUUCCGGGAAUGGACUUCUUGAACAAUGCCAUGGGAGCGGGGGCUGGCGAAAAUAAUGAUGAUUUCAACUUCGAUACCAAUGGCUUGGACCUUGGCUUUGGUAUGGGAUUGGAUCUACAACAUGAUUGGUCGGAUGGCCAGCAAUAUGACCUGUUUGAUGGGUUCUUCUUUGGUAACAAUGCCGUCAUAAAUGGAACAGGCAACGGUCUUGGUGGUGAGGGAAGUAUCAAAGAGGAAGGUAGUGGGGAAUGGACCGGGGAAUGA